Messenger RNA from Aureobasidium musti, 1428 nucleotides. NCBI's taxonomy places the organism in Eukaryota, Fungi, Ascomycota, Dothideomycetes, Dothideales, Saccotheciaceae. The record is from the annotation of a GenBank genome assembly.
AUGGGCAACACUCCGUCGUCCAACAAGGCGGAAAAGGGCAGUCAGCCCGCCUCGCCCGCCCACGCCCUUCACCAUCAACAUCAUGACCCUCCCCGACGCGAGCCGCGACGCCGCGAAUCCAUCCCGGCCCUGACGUCCAAGACGGCCGCUGCAUCGCNNUCCUCGCUCGACACGACCUCGGCCAGUGGACAGGCCAUCUUCCCCUCGGCCUACUCUCCCUCGCAACCACGCUCCACCCCUGCCUCUACCCAUCAGCGCAAUCGCUCCAACACGACAAACACCCCCAAACAGGACUCUCCUUCGGCACCCCGCCGCUACAAGAGCCUCAAGUCACCCAGUCCCCCAGCAGAGCCUCGUCUGUCACCUGCUUCACAGCCUGUUGAUGUCCCCCAAUCACAACGGCCUCCUCGCUCUGCCUCUCCUGCCACAGAAGCUGCCUAUCACCUCCCACCAGCCAGCUUUUCGCGGCCCCCACGCUUGCNNCCCCUCCCAAUUGAGCAGGAAGACCACACUCCUGGUUCUCCCAUCAUCUCAGCCGUCUUGCCCGAUGACGGCCCUGAACAAGCCGACCUUCCCAGGCGAUCGAGUGUUGUGAGCAGUACUGUUGACGAUGACGACGAAGAGCCAGACGGCUUCGAGGGUUAUGAGACGGCUGCUGGUGGCCCAAAGGUGCCCACUCUGAUAGAAUGGCGCAAUGCUAAACCCGGCGACCGUGUCUAUGUGACAGGUACUUUCACAAACUGGGAACGCAAAUUCCGUCUGCACAAGGACAAACAUAAAAAUGCCUUGUCGGCCACACUGCAAUUGCCACCUGGUACUCAUCACAUCAAGUUCAUUGCCAAUGGCGACAUGAUGACCUCGAACGAUCUGCCCACAACCGUCGACUACACAAACAUUCUGGUCAACUACAUUGAGUCAAGCCGCAAGAGCCUUCGCGACCCNAUGGACAUCCGACCCAAGCCAGCCGCUCAGGCAGACAAAGACCCCUUGACCUCCAAACAACCACAAAAUACUCCUCCCAAGUCAAACCUUGAUUCUUGGUACCCACCACCAUCGGCANAAGAUGACGCUCAGUCACCCUCUGGUUCUGCUGCAAGGUAUAGAUUUGAGCGCGCAAACGCAGCUGCCGAGUCUCAGCCAGCGCCUCCUUCCCUUCCAAUGUUCCUUAGCAAGAGCAUUCUGAACGGUACUACACCAACAAAAGAUGAUAGCAGUGUGUUGAUUAUGCCAAAUCAUACCGUAUUGAACCAUCUGGCGACAACCAACAUCAAGCAAGGCGUGCUGGCCACGAGUGCGACAACCAGGUACAAGAGAAAGGUAUAUUUCGGUUCUUCUCUUACAUCCGUCAAGUUACCCAAUACUAACUCUGGUGCUACAGNNUUUCUGACUACCAUCAUGUACAAACCGCGUAGCGACGGUGAAGAAUGA